AACUCUUUACAGAAGAAUAUUUAACGCUACACAGUUACUGCCUGUUACAGGUGAUUUGGUUAAAUUAAGUAGACAUAUAGACAGUAACAUUGCAAAAACUAAGUUGGACGUUGAGGAUGAUAAUCGUGACAACCAGAAGUGGACAAGAUUGGCAACUUUGUGUCUAGCCAGAAUAAUAUUAUUUAAUAAAAGGCGUUCUGGGGAAGCCUCCAAAAUGAGUGAUUACUUAGGCCAUUUUGGGAGGAACAGAAUACUGCAGAAAUACGAGAAUCUCUCAGUCCCGUCGAAAAGAAAUUAGCUGAAAGUAUGGUUAUAGUAGAAGUUGAAGGAAAACGCGGAAGAAAAGUUCCUAUUAUACUUCCAACACCCAUUAAAGAGUCUAUUGAUAUUUUGAUAAGACAUAGAGAUGAAUGUAAGAUUUCAUUUCAUAAUAAAUAUGUAUUCGCAAGAUCGAAUGAGUCUAAACGAUUUUUGAGAGGUCAUGACUGUCUAAAAAAAAUUUGUGAAGAAAAAUACAUUUAGAAAAUCCAGAUGCCAUAACUGGCACAAAAUUAAGGAAAUAUGUAGCCACAGUUUGUCAGUUAUUUGAUAUGUCAGAAAAUGAAUAUGACUGGCUUGCGAGGCAUUUAGGUCAUGAUAUAACUGUACACAAGGAAUUCUAUCGAAUGCAUGAAAGUGCUAUAGAGUUAACAGAAAUAAGUAGAAUUUUGUUGGCUGUUGACCAGGGUGAGGCUCAGAAGUACGUUGGAAAGCAUAUUAACGAAAUUAAUAUUGAAGAUUUACCCGCCUUAGACGAUGAUACAAACAUGGAAAACGAAAAUGUAGAAGAAGAAAAAGAAAGUGACUGUGAUGAAGUUGAAGAGCUUCCAAAUGAAGGUGAACGUAAUGUGGAUUCACUUAAAAAAAAGAAAAAUAAGAAGCCGCCAAAAGAAACCAAAAGCAUUCACGUAUCAUGGACAUGUGAAGAAAAGAAGGCCGUGCUGAAAUUUUUUCAAGUAAAUAUAAAGAAGGGAAUUGUGCAUGGGAAAGUUGAUUGUGAAAGAUGUAUCAAAGAAUAUGAAGAAUUGUCCAACAGAGACUGGAAAAAAAUAAAGUUCUGUGUCAAAAAUGAAAUACAAAAAAUACGAAAAACUAGAAAAUAA
Anoplophora glabripennis (Asian longhorned beetle) is the source of this 1142-nucleotide messenger RNA. RefSeq lists its product as uncharacterized. The record is from RefSeq and is a predicted model, not a curated record. The transcript is spliced from 3 exons. Bases 591 to 1142 code for a protein of 183 amino acids. Lineage: Eukaryota; Metazoa; Arthropoda; Insecta; Coleoptera; Cerambycidae.